Funneliformis geosporum is the source of this 258-nucleotide messenger RNA. Lineage: Eukaryota; Fungi; Glomeromycota; Glomeromycetes; Glomerales; Glomeraceae. The record is from the annotation of a GenBank genome assembly.
AUGCGAGAUCCAGGGCUAUGCAAUCAGAAUAGUUUGACUCUCACCCUACAGAUCGAAGAGAAGAAUUUGGAUUCAAAGCCAUUCAUAACCGAUAUCUCUAGUAUCGAAUCUCAGGAUUCUAUCAUUCUCUUGAACGAAAAAGAUGGACAAGAUGUUUAUCUUGCCAGUCUAUCAUCCGAAUCAUAUGUUGCUUCGUCCGGCUUUAAAUAUAGUAAGGAGGGGAAAGUUCCCUAUAAACAAAAAGUAGAAAAGGUUUAG